AUGAAGCAGGGAGAGUCUUCUAUGAAGAGUGGUUUGGAAAAGUGUUGGAAGAAAUUAUGGAAAUUGGAGGUACCAAGAAAUGUGAAGAACUUCUUAUGGAAGGCUUGCCAAGGUGUUUUGCCGACAAGACUGAAUCUAUAUAAGAAACAGGCGGUAGACAGUCCUAUCUAUAUGGUAUGCAAGAAAGAGGCUGAAUUAGAGGUACAUGUGCUAUGGAGGUGUGUGGCGGCAAAUGACAUAUGGAAUGAUGCAGCAAGUCUAGUGCAGAAAUGGAAUGUAAAUGAAAUGGACUUUCUAGAGUUUUGGAUAAGGUGUACUGAGACACUAAAUGAGGUUACUCUUAGUUGGGUUGCUGUUAUGUUGAGGAAAAUAUGGUUAAGAAGGAACAACUUUCUAUUUGAAGGUAGAAUGAUUGAGCGAAAAAGACUUGUACUGGGAACUAAUGAGUUAAUGGAAGAGUAUAAGACUGCACAGGCGAGAAAGCAAGAAGGUCAGCAAGGAGGGACUUCUACCAACAAUACUAGGAAAUGGGAAACACCAUCAGAAGGUUACAUUAAGGCCAAUUGGGAUGCGGCGCUACAUGAAGAUGUGAAGGAAAUGGGUAUUGGAGUUAUUGUUUGGGAUUGUGAAGGAGAAGUUUUGGUUUCCCUCCUUGCUAAAAGGAGUUUUAACUCUAAACCUGUAUUAGCCGAAUGCUUGGCAUUAUAUAGAGCAAUGGUUUUGUGCCAUGAACUUAGCCUUUGCAAUGUAAUAUUUGAAGGUGAUGCACAAAGUGUGGUGAAGGCAGUAAAGAGUAAAGAAGAAAAUUGGCUUUGGUUUGGGCAAGUUGUGGAUGAUAUCAAAGAAUUACUUAAGAGAAGACAAGAUUGGAAGGUUGCAUGGGUACCGAGAGAAGAAAAUGGUGUUGCACACCAAUUAGCUAAGUUCGGUUUUAAUUAUAGCAAUGAGAUUGUAAUGAUCGAGGAGAGUCCUGAGUUUAUCUCAGGUAAUGUCUUGUUUAACAAACUCUAUAAUUGA
Messenger RNA from Juglans microcarpa x Juglans regia, 1017 nucleotides. RefSeq lists its product as uncharacterized. The coding region runs from base 1 to 1017 and encodes 338 amino acids. Gene Ontology annotation, molecular function: nucleic acid binding; RNA-DNA hybrid ribonuclease activity. The record is from RefSeq and is a predicted model, not a curated record. Lineage: Eukaryota; Viridiplantae; Streptophyta; Magnoliopsida; Fagales; Juglandaceae. The transcript has a single exon.